Molecule: messenger RNA, 303 nt
Organism: Pieris macdunnoughi
Lineage: Eukaryota; Metazoa; Arthropoda; Insecta; Lepidoptera; Pieridae
Source: the annotation of a GenBank genome assembly
AUGUUAAAACUUUAUAUUUUGAUUUUGAUCCUCGGAUUUACGUCAAGUGAUCCGUGUAGAGGUGAUGAAUGUCUUUCUGGUGGAAAUGCAACGCGGGUGCUGUCUCGAAGCAAGCGGUUUUUAAUUUUUCCUGAAGGAAGCUCCUUCCAAUUGGUAUUCUGUACGCAGACAGCGGCUCUUAUUCCCAUCGGAGAUAUAUUCUUGUUUGCCAACACUGCAGCUAUGGCCUGGAAUUUGCCUUCAGACCCAAAACUUCUGCUAAUGUUUAAAGAGUAUGAAAAAAAAACCAAACAGAAGGAAUGA